Molecule: messenger RNA, 2963 nt
Organism: Paramacrobiotus metropolitanus
Lineage: Eukaryota; Metazoa; Tardigrada; Eutardigrada; Parachela; Macrobiotidae
Product: follistatin-related protein 5-like
Exons: 13
Coding region: 1-2664 (887 amino acids)
Biological process (GO): multicellular organism development; regulation of BMP signaling pathway; cell differentiation
Molecular function (GO): protein binding
Source: RefSeq, a predicted model, not a curated record
AUGGGUGUCCCAAAGCAACCGUCAAUUACUGGCACAGUGACGCCCCUCGACCUCUAUCAACUACACCCGGCUCACACGGCCACGCAUACUGACUUGGAUUACGAUAAACUGCUGCAAAAGUUUGGUGUCCCGGAAAAUAUUUCCCUAUCAACACCCCGUGUGGCCCCGGAUGCCGAUGUCACACCGCGUGUCGACGGAAAUACUGCUCCUGGCGAGAGCGAUUAUAAUACCGAGGAAACCAUCAUUGUUAAUCAGCCGGCAGCGGAUGCGCAACUGGAUAUAAAAUCAUGCGAUCGGAUACAAUGUGACCACGGUCGGACAUGUCACAUAUCUGCUGAAAGCGGAAAUGCCGAAUGUGUCUGUCGGGAGCACUGUCCGAAGCGGCAUAAUCCCGUCUGUGGAUCGGAUGGGAUACUGUACUGGAAUCAUUGCGAGCUGCACCGUACCGGCUGUCGGGAGAAUCGGAUCAUCCAUGCCCGGAAUUCUCAUAAGGAUUUCUGUGCAAAUAAAAAAACUCUGCCGGUAGAGGUAAACACGACAUUUCCGCCGUCAUCAACCGACCGAUCCCCACCAAUUUGCCAGAAAACCGAUUAUGCAACGUUCAAGGAGAAAUUAUUGAUAAACUUCUACGAACGUUUGGUGCCGUUAGUGCGCUGGGAAGGAUCGGCCAUGGACAAACGCACAGUGCUGCGGGAUAUGCUGGACAGUUUGGACCAGAAUGGCGAUGAAGUGUUGAAUCAGCAUGAAUUGCAAUCAGCCGGAAGUGAACUCAAUCAGAUAUCGGAAAAGUGUCAUUUGGAUGAUAUUCUCCGCAAUGAGGAUGUGGAUGCUGACCGCGCGGUCAGCCUUAAUGAACUGUUCAUUGCGUAUGGAUUGCCGGUGGAUGAGCCGAUGCCGGUGCACCAGACAUGGACCGUGAUUGCCGGAAACAGUAUCGAAAUUCCAUGCGGUAUCCAUAUACGGCGUCAGACCAGCAGUAGUGAAACAACCCCGGUCACUUGGGAGAGACAUCAUAUCGUUUUAAAUGAUCUGGAGAAUGAGACUGGCAUUCGGAUCGGGAGUUUUGGCUCACUGUACAUUGUCCAUACGCAACUGAUCCAUGCCGGCAACUACUCGUGCUCCACUCCAGCACGUCCGGCCACCGUACAGACCCACAGCCUAAGGGUGCUCCUUGCGCCCGAAGUGGAAGUCCAACCACGCCAGCAGUUUUACCGCCUCAAGGAGAAAGCCACCAUCAAGUGUCAUGCGGUCGGUAUUCCACGGCCAACUGUCAGAUGGUUCAAAAACGAACUGGCCAUCGACAGCAGCCGCACGGGAAAAAUAUCCGAAAAUGGAAGCCUUCUCAUAUUGCCAAAAGUCGAGUAUAAAGAUACCGGUGUAUAUUCUUGCCGAGCGGAAAACGAAGCCGGUGUAUCGAGCGAUAUAUCAUCAGUAUUUAUUGUGGAUCGCACCAAAGAGAAUAUCCAUUACCGGAAACUGGUGUUAACCUUUUAUGCCAAAGGAAUAGCCAUUCAUGAGCCAACACACUGCCAUGUGCGCUAUCAUAUUUACGGGAAUGACAUGAUUCCCGGCACUUCCGACUAUUUGUGUGGUCAAGAUGGACAUCCGUGUGAAUGGGGUGACGCGGUCAACGUAAUGGACAGAUACGUCUAUGCUUCCCAACCGUUGCUCAAUCGCAUUGUCGCGAUCUCAAUGGACCAAAUGUUGGUUGUCCAAGUCAUCAACACGGACAAUAUUCCCGUCAGAUUAGCAUAUGUUCCACAUUUGGAUCAGUUAUGGGUGCUGUGCUGGACGCGUGUCGGGGAUACGAACGGCAAAACAAUCCAGGUCAUUCGUGAUGCAUCCAAUAAACUCCUUCACACCGCCAUCCAUCCCGAACCCCUUAACGGCAAAUUCCCUACCGUCGAGGAUUUUUUUAUCCCGCCUGUCCAGGAAACAGCCAAUAAAUUCACUCAUGCAUACGCUGUGAGCAGUAACGUACAUCAACUGUAUAAAAUCGACAUGAAAUCCUUACGUUUUAUUAAAACCCUGGAUUUAACGCCGUACCGAUGCCAUCCCAAGACCAUUACUUAUUCAUCAUUCGGUGGCCUUGUUUUUUUGGAUUGUGUUGAUAUGGUUCAUGGAACGCCGCGCGGGCAAAUCACUAUGGAUUAUUUGACGGAUGCUGUGCUGUUCCAUGAAGAAUCAAUCAAUGGCAUGACAUUCAUCUCUCCCGAUAGCCGAUACUGGGUCAAUCUGGGAACCGAUGUGAUUCGCGUGCAGGAAAUAACGGAAGACGGACUAGUUUAUUUAUACGAUGUGGUGACACCUCUUCAUCUUGCUGAUGUCACUUUCCAUCCAUCUCACAUUAACCAUUCCUAUGACCUUUACGCAGCUGCCUUAACGAAAGACAAACUCCUAACGCUGGAGCUCGGCACCGCCAAGUUAUCUACUGUGUCCGGAGUCGGUAUGGGAAGCGGACGAAAAUUCAACCACUGGGGCAAUCCGGAUAUGCGAUCCAUCACCUCCAGUGGUAUCUUUGGGCCUUAUGUCGCAAUUACUUCCAAAGACGCGCUGUUCAUCGUCAACAGUGAUACGAAGAGCGUCAACUGCCAGACAAGUUCCCUGGAUAAUGCGCAGAAAUUGAUCUGGGUGGAGUAUCCUUCUUCCGUAAUCUACAGGUGAUUAGAAUUACACGUACAGUACUGGACAAAUCCAUUUCCCUUACUCUGACGGUGGUGUGUCAACAGUGCAUUUCCAAUUUUGUUUCUCUUUUUCUGUUAAGCUAUUUUUAUGUACAACUGCCACGAUUGCCGGCACAUGCGCUGAUCGGGCACUGGAUUGUUUCCGAGAUUAAAAACCAACAGUCAAUUUGUUUCUAAUUAAAAUGUCAAAAGUUUGACGACGUAUUGAACAAGAUUAACGCUAUCGUUUCGACACGAUUGCAUAAUCGGAAUCAGCAAUGGGAAAAUGACAAUUAAGAG